Molecule: messenger RNA, 729 nt
Organism: Nematocida ausubeli
Lineage: Eukaryota; Fungi; Microsporidia
Exons: 1
Coding region: 1-729 (242 amino acids)
Source: RefSeq, a predicted model, not a curated record
AUGUUAUCAAGAAUAUACGAAAGAAUCAGCAGCAAAAAGAGCUUUUUAAAGAAAAACAAAAACUCGCUUAAAAGACUAAGAAGAAAAGAGCGCCGAAAGCAGAGGAAGUACAGGAAGAUAGAAUAUAUGAAGGUAUGGAGGAUGAAUAAUAGCUUUCAGAUCUCUGCCAAAGAUGCACCAUGUAAUAGAGUAUUUAACAGGUUCUACAACCAAUUCAUUAUAUACUGGCCAGACGCAUUGCAUAACCAAUAUUAUGAUGCACUUGAGAAAGAAGUCUUAUCGCAUGUAAUACCGACAAAAAAUGGAUAUGUCGACUGCGCCUUGCUGCAGACCCCAUUUAACAUGCCGUCUCCAGUGGAUUACUAUGCCUCCUAUGGGUCGCACAGGCUGAUAGAGGAGGAAGAUGCAGAGUCUGAGUAUGGUGAGAAGGAAGAGAAUUCAGACGAGUGGAGACAAAGUACACCUAUGAUAAUUGAUAGCCAAGAGAUGCUUGGUCAGUUACGAAGUGAUUAUAUGUACUCAGACCUGUCUCUGGAGACAAUAAGUGAGCAGAAAUCUGAGAUGAGCCUCAUGAGUGAAUUAAUGACUGCGCUUAGCUCUAGUGAAGAAAAGGGAGGAACACUUGAAAAUGAACCCAUGGAAGAAAGCCCACUGACAGAUACUCUGAAAGAAAUAGAGGCAGGCAAGGAAAAGGCUACUGUGUGCAACAUAUUAUCACUGCUGUCUUAA